UCUAAAAAAGUUGCGAGAAAAAGUGGAAAAAAGUAAACAAACUAAUUGCAUGGAUAAGUGCGAAUGUUUUUACAUUUAUCUCUAUAAUUCUGAAUUAAGCUUAUUACGAAUUUAUUACAGUUUUUACUUCAAACUACGACGAAUCUUUUUCAACAGUACUAAAAGGAAUAUUUUUAUUGCCUUGCUUCAAAAUCGACGGCGAAAGUGUAGUAGUACCACCGGUAGAAAAUAGAGCUGUUUGAACGAUUUUUACCGCGGACUUACCAGGGAUAGUAAUAUGGAUGAUAUAGAUAAUUGGGUCAAGAAGUCUUAUGUGAAAUGUGUAGUUCCUUCUUGCUCACAAAGACGUGAAAUCGGAAUAUCGUUUCAUAAGUUUCCGGAUAAGCGGCGGCAUACCAAUCGAUAUCAUGAAUGGGUAAAAGCGCUACAACUGGAAUAUAAUCCGAACCAGUAUGCCGUCAUUUGCAGUCGCCACUUUAAAAUAAAUGAUUUCUACUAUAUCAAAACUUCGGAUCAAAAGAAACUGAUUUUGCGUAGCGAAGCCAUUCCUCACAUUUUUCAAGAGCUUCCGGGGAAACAAAUUCAUGAACUCGGAGAUGCCCGAGAUGUACACGCUGAAGAGCAUACUGUGAAAAGGCUAAACAAUGACUCGAUUGUAUAUGAAACGCGGCAUAACGACAUCAGUUUUCACGACCAAGUUCCAGAUUCAGUGAAACAAAUUCCAGAGGUCGGUGAAACUCGAGAGGAAUAUAUUGAAGCACAGACUGUGAAAAAGGAAACUAAUGAUUCUUUUAUAAGUCAAGUUAAUAAUAACUUUAACGAUAUUGGUUUUCACGAAGCCCGUAUGUACAUAAACGCAGAAGUUCAAGUUGAUACAAGGGACAUCGACUCUUUGUGGUUAAAGCCAGAACGACCUACACUUGUGUUGAAGACUGAAGAACAGCUGACGGCUUGGACUGGACUAGGACAGUUCAAGCUAUUGGAUGUUAUCGUACAAGCCGUACAGAUGGUACCGGAAGCCACAAUGUUUGCGAAAUGGGAUAUUAGUAUAAGAAACUUAGUUACGCUUGUGUUUGUCAAACUUAAGACAAAUCUAUCAUUCCGUUGCAUAUCCAGUAUGUAUGGAGUAUGCCCCAAAACCUGCUCAAAAUAUUUUAAUACUUUCAUUCCAAUCCUUGCUGAUGUAAUGCGUAUAGCAGUUCCAUGGUUUGACAAAGACAUCGUAUCCAAUGAUCUACCAUAUCAUUUUCGACAAUAUAAAAAUGUACGAGCUGUCCUGGAUUGUACUGAAAUUCCAAUUCAAAGGCCAACCUGCUUGCAUUGCCGAAUUAUUAGCUACUCUCAUUACAAAGGACGAGAAACAGCAAAGUACAUGGUUUCAAUCACUCCAGGAGGAUGCUUCAAUUUCAUCAGUCCAGGCUACGUCGGAAAAGCUUCGGAUAAAUUCAUUUUUAAUCAUUGUGAUAUUCUCCCUCUUUUUGAUAAACACGACGCUGUUAUGGUGGACAAAGGAUUUUCAAUUUCCCAAGAACUUGCGGCACAUCACUUAGAAAUGAUACGACCACCUACGCUUUUCGAUGGACAACUUAGUAAGGAAAAAUGUUUCUAUCGCGAGUGCUAG
Messenger RNA from Armigeres subalbatus, 1621 nucleotides. RefSeq lists its product as uncharacterized. Bases 278 to 1621 code for a protein of 447 amino acids. The record is from RefSeq and is a predicted model, not a curated record. Lineage: Eukaryota; Metazoa; Arthropoda; Insecta; Diptera; Culicidae. The transcript has 3 exons.